AGUGCGGCGCGGGCUGCCACGCCGGUCGGACGUUCGACGGCUGCUCUGCGGCCGGGGUUCCGCCGUUCGGACGCGCCGGUGCCGGUCGCUGUAAGACAAGUUUGAACCCGUCCAGUGUGUGAAAGUACUGCGCGAUGGCCUGCGUCGCGGACUUGGCGAGGACAGUCUGAGUGCGCGUGUGCCGUGUUUAAGACUCAAGCGUGUGCGGUCGUCUUUGUGGAUGUUCUCGCCGCCGACGAGAAGUUCGUCAAGAUGAUGAUUGUCUGCUGGAAGCUCAUCCUGCCGCUGGCGUUUGUGUGUGCCGCGCUGGCGCAGGACAAGUUCUACUUCUCCGUGAGCCCCGAGGACGUCUCCGCGCCCGCGGGCUCGGCGGCCGUGCUGCGCUGCGCCGUGUCCGAGGCCAGGGGCAUCUCGUACGGCUGGACGUACAACGGCCGGCCCGUGGCGGCCUCCUCGCGCCGCCAGAUCCAGCACGUGGACGCCGAGUCGCAGCUGCGCAUCGGGCGGCUGGACCGCGUCCGGGACCAGGGCGAGGUGGCCUGCACCGCCACCAACACCAGCUCGGGCUUCUCGCUCACCAGCAGGACGGCCGUCGUGCAAGUGCAGUGGCUGUCGGAGAGCGCUGACGUGGAGCUGCACACGCCGGAGUCGCCCGAGGAGGUGGUGGACGGCGAGGACGUGGUGCUGGCCUGCACCGUGGACGGCAGUGGGGACAUCCGCGUGGAUUGGUUCAGGAACGGCGAGCGCGUGACGCGCAACAGCCACGUGUCUUUCGGGGGCGCGGGGGCGUUGGGGGGCCCUGGCCCUGGCCGUCGCCAGCUGCACCUGCGCGGCGCCUCGCCCCGCGACAACGGCGUGUACCGCUGCAGCGCCACCAGCGUGGCGGGCACCGUGUCGACGGGGAGGAGCUUCGCCCUCGCCGUGCCGGGCCCGGCCGGCGAGAAGUGGCCGCUGAUCCAGGUGCCACCGCAGGACACGGUGGCGCGGCGCGGCGACGCGGUGCGCCUGGACUGCAGCUACAGGGACGCCAGCUUCACCGAGUGGUACUUCAAGGACACCGGGCCCUUGAAGAACGCCUCCAGGUUCAACAUCCUGGAAAAUGGCUCCCUCCUCCUCACGAAUGUCGGGCGGCAGGACGAAGGUCCCUACGCGUGUGUGGGCAUCCGGGAGGACGCGGAGCUGCCCCAGAAGUACACCGCUCAAUUGACCCUGGCGUAUCUUGAGGAGUUUAGUUCAGCCUCGUUUGAUCCAGAACUGUCCUCAGAUCAUCUCCACAUUAUCCCAGAGAAUGCGCCAUUUCACAUGACAUGCAAACCUCCUAGAGGGGUUCCACAGCCGAAAGUGAAGUGGCUUGACCCUGAAGGUCAACCAAUUUCUGAUUCUGGUCCAUUACGUGUAGAAGAAACACGACUUUACCUUGAAUCUGCAAGUUCUAAAGAGAGCAGUGGAAAUUACACCUGUGUAGCUGAAAAUUUGGCUGGAAUUCGCUCUGAGACUGUUCGCCUCUUAGUAUCCACACCACCAACAAUCACCAAGGACCCUGUUUCAAUGGUAGUUGGAGAGGAUGAACCUGCCGUUUUAACAUGUCACUUCAGUGGAAUGGCAUAUCCUGUCACAACUGUAAGGUGGAGAAAGGAUGGAAAAACUCUAAGGGAUGAUGCAAAUCACAUUCACAUUGAACCGUCAAAUGGAACGUUGAAAAUUAAUUCCGUGGUUUCAUCUGACAGAGGAGAAUAUGUUUGUCUUGUGAAUACUACAGGGUUCAACCCCAUACAUUCAAAGCCUGCACAGAUUCAAGUUAAAGAGAAACUGAAGUUUACUCCCCAACCUGUCAACAAGAAAAUGGAGCUUGGUUCCGUUUCGAAAGUGAACUGCAAGGCCCAGGGGUCAACAGUCCCUACCAUCCAUUGGCUCAAGGAAGGAGGCUUGCCCAGCCAUGUGUCUGUUCACAACGGAACAUUGGUUUUUAAUGGGGUGAAGUCGUCUGACAAGGGUCGCUAUACGUGUGUGGCAAACAAUGCUCAAGGCACAAUCAAUGCAACCAUUACAAUUGAUGUCCAUGUCACUCCGAAGUUCAUUGUCCUGCCUAAGAAUCCAUCAGAAGCUGUUGAGGGAUACUCAGUUAUGAUUGAUUGUGCUGCUGAAGGUGACCCGAAACCCACCAUUCAUUGGGACAAAAACAGUGUCAUGAUGAAUGACUUAGGCAACCAAAGGUUUGUUGUCCUAGAAAAUGGAUCAUUGUUGAUUCAUGAGGCCCACUUAUCUGACCAAGGGAAUUAUGGCUGCACUGCAGGGAACAGUGGAGGAUUCAAAAGAGCAGAAGUUUCACUGUUUGUCCGCAGUGCAGAAGGUUACAUUCCAGACGGGCCAGAUUCGGAAAUCAAUGCUGAUUCCAUGAUGACAAAAACAGUUGUUAUAACUCUUGGUGCAGCUGCAGCCUACAUGUUCCUAGUUGUUGGAUUGAUGGUGUGGUGCCGCUGCAGAAGGAGGAGGAGAAAGCAAAAUUACCUGGCUCAGGAGACAGCUGAAGGUACUAGUGCCUUAUUGGGUAAAGGUGACAAUGUGGACACUGCCUGUGCAGCAAAUGGAGAUGCAGAACUUGGAGAGCGAAGCAAGCGACUCAGCAAAGCCUCCAGUAAGCAGAAUGGUCAUGCUCAUACAAAUGGUCAUGCAAGAAGUGAUGGUGAAAAUACUGCGCAGAGCCAAUCAUCCAACCAUUCCAAAAAGUCCAAAACCAGUUAUGAUGCUCUGUCCUUCGCUCGGGCAGACCUGCAGAAUUUAAUGUUGCUUGGUAAUGGUGAAAUGGGGGAAGUGUAUCUGGCACAGGCGAAGGGUUUAGGUAACUCGACGGCACCGGUGCAAGAUGGAACUGAAAAUAGCAGUAAUUUUGGUGUAGUCAUGGUAAAAGCUCUGAAUCAAACAAGGAAUGAAGCAUCUCUCCUUGAGUUUCGGCGCCAAAUUGACUUAUUCCAAAGAGUGAACCAUCCCAAUAUAGUGUCUCUACUUGGGCUCUGCCGAGAGCAAGAUCCACACUAUAUGCUUCUGCAGUAUUCCGAUUGGGGUGAUUUGAAGCAGUUUCUGUUGGCCUCAAGAGAAAAGAGUUCACGAAAAUCGCCUCAAUCCCCACAACCUCCUCAACCUCCCAAGCCUGCACCUCUGACAUUUGCACAGAUUGUUAGUUUAGCUAACCAGGCAGCUCAAGCACUUGAACAUUUGUCAAAUCUCCGGCUUGUUCAUAAAGAUAUUGCUGCAAGAAACUGUCUUAUUGCAUCUGGUUUGAGAUUGAAGAUUUCACUCUCCGGCCUGUGCAAGGACACAUACAAAAGAGAGUAUUUUGAAUAUAAAAACCAGACAAUGCCUCUGCGUUGGUUGCCUCAUGAAGCUGUAUUUGAGGAUGACUUCUCAGCAAAGUCUGAUGUAUACAGCUAUGGAGUUUUGGUUUGGGAAAUAUUAACGCAAGCAGAGUUCCCAUUCCAUCGAAAGACAGACAAUGAUGUUGUGUCUUCUCUUCAAAACCAUGAACUUCACUGGAAGAUUCCCAAGAAUUGUACUCCAGCCAUGACUGCACUGUUGGGCCGCUGUUGGGCAGACAGUCCCCGUGACAGACCAACUUUCUCUCAAAUUGUUCUUGCCAUCAGUGAAAUGAAAGUUGACACAGAGAUGUAAGCCAUACAGGCUCUUGUUGAAACUAAAAAUUUUUGUAUGUCAAUUAUUUGAAAAUUGAUAUGACGGCAGGAAUGUCCGUCCAAAGCCCCGGGAAUUAAUGCAAUAUUAUGUUAAUUUGACACCACUGAAGACAUCGAGAGGUUGCAUCACCAGUGGAGCCCUCAAUAUUAGUGUAUGUGCUACUUUUCCAAAGCAAACUGGAAAAAUCAUCAAGUAGGCUGUACAGUCUCUUUCAUUUGUACAUAAACAUUAUUUUGAUUCCUUUGUUUGUUUUUUUAAAGUUCUCUAUGAUCAAUUUCUCAAGUUGUUUUUAAACCAUAUUUGCUACUACCGUUUUAUGUAUUUAACAGUCAAGCUUUCUAAGACUGAAGAAAAUCAAACUUAAUUAGCUGAACCAUUUUUAUGGUCUGUUUCUCAUCAGGCCGCUACUUGUAAUAUGUGAUUUUAAUCAGUCUGAUAUUGUAUGUUUUUCACAAUAUUAUUUAACUAGGCAAUGUUAAGGAAUUAAUUGUUACAAAGUUAUAUUAAGACUGUUGAUUACUUUCUUUUUUUUUUUGUGGGAAUGGGUUAUACGUCCAGAUGACUAGUCCAUUACUUUUGUGAUGUGUAAAAUUAUUUUAACUUUGAAAUGAGAUGAAAGUUUUUUCUGGGGGUCUUUCUGUAUUUAAGUACCCUCUCAAAACCAUCAUGUUUGUGCCCAAACCCAAACAGUGUUUGACAUGCUGAAACUCAAUCAUCUGGAAUUUUGGCCCUCUGUUGCCAGAUGUUGAUCUAAUAACUCUUCAAUUGCGGCCGUAUAUAUUUGAUCUCAUAAAAAUAAUCAAUGCUCACUCUUAAGUUUUCUUAAUUUGAGGAUCAUUUUGUUCCCAAAGACUUCUGUCUCUUUUCUGCACACUGCCAUUUAUGUGUUACAUCUACAAAGGUCCAAAGCCCUAUUUGUAUGUAGCAUUAAGAAAGUGGGUGUUUUAAGUGUACAUAUGAAUUUCAUCAAUGCAUGUAUUGUUAUGAAGCACUCAUUAUCUAUUUCAUCCUUUGAUUGUUAGUAUUUUUGUUAUUUCUUCAUGCUUUCCAAUCAAAAACUACUUAAAUCAAUCAUUACAUUUCACCCCUGUAGACGACCAGACAUAUGUGCUCAGGAAGUAAACAGUUCCUACCCCAUUUGCACAGAACCCCAUUGCUUUUGCACAGAACCUGUGAUUUUUCCGACCAAUUUGACUGCAUUGAAAACAAUUCUUCACUUUACUGUUCAAUUUUAUCACAAAGCUGCUCACUGGAAUGCAAAGAUAAGAUGGUAACUUGUUAGGAACUGUAAAUGUGAACUACAUUAUUAUUUUUAGUGUACAAAUGUGUAUAAAUUUUGAAAAAUAUGUGUAUCUAGUCAAUAUGAGUUUUUUUGAAAAUGUAAUCAAAUAAGCAAAAGAAUGCCAUUCAGAAUAAUGACAAAAUAUCAUGCAACGAAACACAAUUAAUAUGAUCCACUGCCUCGUUCCCACACAUAAAUGUUUGUCAGGAAUGUUGCGCUCAAUGUUUUGUCUUUUGACUAAUAUAAUGUUCGUCAGGAAUGUUCUGCUCGAUGUUUUGUCUUUUGACUAAUUUUCAAAUAAACACAUUAUCAGCCAACCUC
This is a messenger RNA of Thrips palmi, 5290 nucleotides long. Its product is annotated as inactive tyrosine-protein kinase 7-like. The transcript is spliced from 18 exons. Lineage: Eukaryota; Metazoa; Arthropoda; Insecta; Thysanoptera; Thripidae. Gene Ontology annotation, molecular function: ATP binding; protein kinase activity; cell-cell adhesion mediator activity. Gene Ontology annotation, biological process: protein phosphorylation; homophilic cell-cell adhesion; axon guidance. Bases 253 to 3666 code for a protein of 1137 amino acids. Gene Ontology annotation, cellular component: cell-cell junction; plasma membrane; axon. The record is from RefSeq and is a predicted model, not a curated record.